Molecule: messenger RNA, 3361 nt
Organism: Echinops telfairi (small Madagascar hedgehog)
Lineage: Eukaryota; Metazoa; Chordata; Mammalia; Afrosoricida; Tenrecidae
Gene: DCUN1D2
Product: defective in cullin neddylation 1 domain containing 2
Exons: 6
Coding region: 243-977 (244 amino acids)
Biological process (GO): protein neddylation; positive regulation of ubiquitin-protein transferase activity
Cellular component (GO): ubiquitin ligase complex
Molecular function (GO): ubiquitin conjugating enzyme binding; ubiquitin-like protein binding; cullin family protein binding
Source: RefSeq, a predicted model, not a curated record
GUCGUUUCAAUUUUCAGAAGACUGUGCAGUCUUUUUAACUGAUGAAGAACAAGGCCUUGUCUUCCUGUAAUUCUGAAGUCAAGUUGAGUCACCCAACAAGAAAACUAAAUCCAGUUUAAAUAUAGGAAUUAGUAAUAGAAUGCUGAAACAAACCUCUGGAUUAGCUUCAUUGGCUUUCCCGCUUCUUUUGCAUCCCAAAGCAUAAGCUUAAAUCGUCUCAGAAGGACAAGGUCCGCCAGUUUAUGGCAUUUACGCAGGCUGGCGAGAGAACUGCUAUUUACUGCUUAACGCAGAAUGAGUGGAAACUAGAAGUGGCAACAGACAACUUUUUCCAAAACCCAGACUCAUUCUACAAAGAAUCCAUGAGAAAUUCAGUAGACAAGAAGAAACUAGAGCAACUCUAUAACAGGUACAAAGAUCCACAAGAUGAAAAUAAAAUUGGAGUUGAUGGGAUUCAGCAGUUUUGUGAUGAUUUAAGCCUAGAUCCUGCCAGCAUCAGCGUUUUGGUUAUAGCAUGGAAGUUCAGGGCAGCUACGCAAUGUGAAUUUAGCAAAAAGGAAUUUGUAGAUGGCAUGACAGAGCUUGGGUGUGAUAGCUCAGAAAAGCUAAAAAUCCUUUUGCCAAGAUUGGAACAAGAGCUUAAGGACACAAUGAAGUUUAAAGAUUUCUAUCAGUUUACCUUUACUUUUGCUAAGAACCCCGGGCAAAAAGGUUUAGAUUUAGAAAUGGCUGUUGCAUAUUGGAAUUUAGUAUUAUCUGGAAAGUUUAAAUUCUUAGAUCUUUGGAACAAAUUUUUGUUGGAACAUCACAAAAGAUCAAUCCCAAGGGACACUUGGAAUCUUCUCCUAGAUUUUGGAAACAUGAUUGCAGAUGAUAUGUCUAACUACGACGAAGAAGGAGCAUGGCCUGUUCUUAUAGAUGAUUUUGUCGAGUAUGCCCGGCCAGUAGUCACGGGAGGAAGGCGCAGCACUUUCUGAGCGAAAAGUCCCUCUGGAUGCAGAUGAUAAGUGAAUUGCAUCCUAUAAAGGACAUAUUUGGGUCAGUUUCUGUGUACAUUUCUCGCAGAGUUCAGAAGUCAUCCUUAACCAGUCAUGAAACUCAAAUAACCAUCCAAUCCUGCUUAAGGAACAGGGCCGCUGUUUGGUGAGCACCGCAGAUUCCUUGGAAGAUGGCUGCUUGGAAUGUGUGGAGAAGGGCAUCCUCGUAGCUGUUGCUCCAGGAGAUGUCUGCGUGGUUUUCCCGUUUCAGGACAAGUGCACAGAGCCAGGACUCAAGAGCAUGCCGUGUACUUCCUGACAUAAGAGGAACACAGCAGUUACCAAAACACCUAAACACCGCUGAUGCAGUUGUCGUUGCACUGCGGAAACAGUGUCGCGUUCUCAAAGAGGAUGUUGUAUUUUUAUACAAGCCACAGGUGUUAAAAAUGUGCCCUAAAGAUGAUCUUAUGGAGUCUAACAUUUUUAAAACUUGGUGCCAGGAAUUCAAGAUUUAUAUUUUUUGACUUCUCGACUAUCUAGAUUUGCCAAAUCCACUUGUGUCUGUUUUCGUUUUCGUGGGCGUCCGUCUGUAAAUCACUGUAUGAUUUUUAAUGCCCCAUGUCAGUCUGCACAGUGCGCGAUUUCAGGAAAGGUUUACCUUAAACUGUUUACAAGUCAGUGGGCCUAUUUUGCUUUUUAAUAAUGUUAUUUGAACUUCCUAUGAAGUUUCUUAAGGUAUGUUUUUUUUUUUAAAAAAAAGAAAAGAUUAUAUGACAUUUAAAGACAUUUUUCCAUGAAAAAUAAUUUCUUUUAUGAAUGAUAAAUUAUAGACUUAAAAUUCAAGUGAGUUGGUUUCUUUUAAAUAUCUGCAAUAGCUAUACUGUUUCGCAUCUAACCCUUUGUACAAACUGUACAAUGUGAAAGCCAAAAUACACAUCGCUGUGUGUGGCGGAGGCACAGCCCUGCAUCUUGUUUGUGUGUGAGAGCUGAGAUGCGUCUGUAACAUGGUAUCUGUAUUUUCUGAUCUCCUCUCUGUCACAAUGAACCCCCUAGCGCAGCACAGGACUAAACGUGUGUCGUUCAAAGGCCAGAGGGCCUAGGCUGUCCCCUUGCUCUUCUGACAAAGCUCUUCUGUAGAGUUUUGGAAAUCAGUCUCUAUUGGCCCUACCUCAUGUUUGAAAGAAGGUCGCAGCACGGUUGCUCUUCGCAUUAUCGGUGUGCCUUGCUGCCCACGUACAAUAUAGUUUAUGUCGCAGAUAAAUUGGCGAUUCUUUCAUAGGAGCAAGUGAGGGAGAAGAGCUCCACUCCAGGAUGUCUAUAAAACAGAAAGAAUGCCUAAUGUUUCUAGUUGAUUUGACUCCCCUCAAAGAUAAUUCAUUUGGUGUUUUCGGAAACAUCUGUUGAAAACACGAGGCAUGUCUGUUUGAGUGUACAUGGCGAGGGUGUGAACUAUAGAUGCUUUGGUGUGGAAACCUUCCCCAAAAUGGGCAGCAGGGACUAGAGGAGGAGGCAUGGUCUUGGAGUUUGAAAAGCAAGAUCUAAGCCACUCAUUGAAUGACCUGGGGCAGUAGGUCAUCACGACCUUCAAAAACCGGUGUUUCUCAGAACCUCUAUUUAAUAAAUGCUCACUUUAAUGAAAACUUCAAAAAUGUAAAAGCAUCAUUCUAGGCUUCAUGGAUUCUUGAUGUGCAAGUGUUAUGUUUAGAGGUAUAUCUAGAACUCACAAUUAUGAAGUUCUGCUUUUUUUCUCUUAAGAUUUGAAAUUCUCUAUGGUUUAGCAAUCGUUAUCAAAAUAUUAGUAAUUGGACAAUGGCUAUUCAAAAAACAGUGGGUUUUUUCCUUAUAUAUGUUUAAAUUAUGCAUGCUAUUAAAAUGGUAAAAUCUCCAGAAACAUGAAAAUAAAUUACUCAGUGCGGUGGUUGUGGUUGGUACCCUCUUAAAUUCUAUUCUUGGCUGCUGAGCUUCCUGCCACUAGAUGUCAGUCUCUCCGUCUUUAGUCAUGGGACAAACAGGAAAUGUUUAUUUAUAGUAACCAGUACAUAAGCUCCUGUGGAAACUUCAACCGUCAUGUCUAAUCUACUGUCUCUAAUAAUCAUGUCCUAAAGCAGUUUAAAUUAUUUCAUUUUGUUUUUCAAUAUCACAUAGUGCUGCUGUUAAGCAUGGUGUGUCCAUGUGAGAAUUCACAGAUCUCAUAAAUUCACAUAUUAAGGAGUCCCUUGAGUUGAUAGGAACUAUAUACCCAUAUAAACUGUAAUAACCAUUAUGAAUAUGUUGAAGUCAAGUAAAUAAACAUGGUCGAUAAAAGGAAUACACAUUGCGCUGUACCUUCAUAGAGUGCUUACCAGCAAUUUCUAGAAUAAACAUCGUCAUCUCUUUCUCUCUCA